Messenger RNA from Hypoxylon trugodes, 1480 nucleotides. RefSeq lists its product as uncharacterized. The transcript has 2 exons. Lineage: Eukaryota; Fungi; Ascomycota; Sordariomycetes; Xylariales; Hypoxylaceae. The record is from RefSeq and is a predicted model, not a curated record. The coding region runs from base 166 to 1245 and encodes 359 amino acids.
CGCCAAUUGUUCUGCACAUUGGUAUUCAAGUGGGCUGGUGGGUAUGAGAAGUUAUAUUAUAAGAGUACCCUGUGAAGUAAUUGUAUAGAUGGAUGGAUUCUAGUCUGUUCUUAAUUCGGCGGCUCUUUUUGGUAUUAUACACCAGUACGAAUAGAAACAAUCAAUAUGUCAGAAUAUGACUAUCCGACUCCCCCGCCAAUGGUGGAAGCAAUACCUUCAAAAGUCACCAAUAGGACCUCCGCCGAAACUGACCUCAGGCGUGCAGAUUUGGGAUAUUAUAUUGCCAAAUGUCAUUUCCGCAGCACCUGCAUGUCCACGAUACUUUCGAUAUUCGAUCAAGCGGCCAACCACAGCAGGCCUGAGCUCAGACAAAGGCGCAUGAAUCGAAUCUUAGUAUACGCUGGCUGUUUCAACCCCCCACAUGUGGCCCACCAAAGGUUGCUGGAACACGCACUUCAAUGUCGCGAAGAUUUAAAUAUUAUCGCCGCCAUUGUCCUUCCGUUCGAUGAUAAGAAGGUCCGAUCGAAAUAUAGGCGUAAGAAGGACAUAGGUGUGGUAUUCACAAAAUCCCAGAGGGCUAAAUUAUGGCAAGGAGAUCCUAGGCUACAUGAUUUCGUAUGGGUCUAUGAUCGAAGCAUGGAGGAAUGGUAUAUGUUUCAAGGACGCCUAAGGCGUGCUGUCGAAAGAGAUGGGUUCAGUUUGGAGUUUGUCAGCUUAUUUGGAUCAGACGGUGUGCGACACGGUAAACCGUCCGCUAGGAUGUCGUAUGGAUGUAAGCAAAUGAUUAUUAGCGACGCUGGGAGAAAAGCAAAAUUCAUAACUGAAGAAGGGGAGCUUCUACGACUCAUAAGAUGUGAUCCUUGGAUGACCGUCUCCGCAGAUAAGAGACAUGCCAUCUGGAGGGUUAUAGAUAGAAAGGCCUCCGUCGACAAUGCAUUGUCAUUUAAAGGAUCAUCGGCAAAACCAGAGUAUUAUGAUGAUCUUUUCGAAGAAACCGAGUUGGAUUUCAUUGAUAAACUGGAGGGGGUGGCCAUUUGCAAUCGAACGGAUUUCCCUGAUGAGUGGAUCUGCUUCAUUCCCGCUGGCGUCGAGGGGUCAGAAUCACAACGCGAAAUCAACUCGACACGCAUCCGACAUAUCAUCAAAACAUACCCAAUUAAACAACUUCAUAAAAGACUCGAAGGUAAAGCGCUUAGUCCGCGCAAGCUUUUCGAAUUCGUUCAAGAUAUCCGGAGUUUGCACUAGAUGGUUCCCUAGGAAUUGGUUGUUUAAAAAAUAAAAAUAAGGCGCUAUAAAUUCAGGCCUUAGGUGUCGUUAAAAUGUGGGUCACCCGUCUAUCUCGGUGCUGUCUUUAUCACAUGCAUAAGCCGUUGAUUCUUGACGAAACAAAAAACCACCAAAUUCAAGAUACGAUGCUGAUUCUUAAAUACUUAUGAGAAUUAUAAAUAUAUCUUCGUCGUUUAUAUAAUAUCAAGAGGUG